UGCCGCGGCAACCCCUCCGCCAGUCCCCGUGGCGGGGCGGGCGCGGCCGCGUUCCCCUUCCGGGUCGGCGCGGAGCGGCGGGCGCUGCACGUGUGCCGCGGCAGAAUGAUAAUAAAGAGAAAAGAAGUUCAUGAGGAACCUAUACAGAAAAAGAAAAAGGUGAAAAGUAGUAGGAGCCAGACUAUCAUUAAAAUUGAGAAAGAUGUUCAAACUGUCAUUAAAACUGAGGAUGAUGACCAGCUUGAGUCAAAAACAAAGGUAAGGAAAAAGGAAAAUUUAAAAGAUGAUGAAUGUUUAGACCAUUUAGAACUGAAGAAGAAGAAAAACAAGAAAAAGAAAGUUGGCUCUGAAUUACUGAAAGAAGCACAUUCAGACGGCUUUGUGAAUGUAGAAGGCCAUCUGGAUUCAGAACCUCAAGAAGAAUCAGAGGAACAAAUUAAAGUUCCCAAAAAGAAGAAAAAAAAAUUCCAAUGUCAUUCCUCCUUAUCAUUGGAGAAUAAUCAGAGUAGUGAUGUGGAGCUUUCAAAUCAUCAUACAGAUGGUACUGAGGAAAAUGAAUUUGCUUUUAAAAAAAGCCGAAAGAUUACCACUUUGAAUUCAGAAUUGGAUGGUGAAGUAACUAAGAAAAAAAAGAAGAAAGGUAUUUUUUCUUUUUCAUUAGAGGACAUCCAGGAUAGUGAACAUAAACAGUCUGAAAAAGUUCAUAAAAAACCACACAAAUACAUUUCACAAGAAAAAGCUUUUACGGGCAAAAACUGUGGAACAGAUAUUACCCAGAAUGAUGGGGAGAGUUAUGUGAGAAGAAAGAAGAGGAAGAAAAAGAAAGAGAAGUCCAACUCCUUUUUCCCACUAGCAGAUAAUCAGGACACCUAUGGAGUUCCUGAUAGCCCCAUUGCAUUAAGUGACUUAAGAAAAAGGCAAAGAAAGAAUUCCCAGGAAAUUACAUUGACAGAUAGAGAGGAAGAGGACAGUACUGAGAACUCCAGAAGUAUCAGAGAGACCAAGAGGAAGAAGAAGAGAAGCAAAGAUAUUUCUUCCUUAACAUGUGAAGAUAAUCAAGACUACAGUCACAGAGUUCCUGAUAAGCAUCUCUCAGCACAGCAAAAAUUUGAGUCUGAGGAAGCAGAGCUUUCUGGAAAAAAAAGCAGGAAGAAUAUCAAGGAUAAUAAUGAAGUUACCAAGAAGAAAAAGAAAAAGAAGAUUCAGAAACAGGAGGAAGAAACAACAUACUCAAAAGUUUCUUUAAACAGUGACAGUGCAUCUAAAAGCCAAAAAAUAACGCUACUAGAAAGCAAUAAAAAGAACAAAGAGAGCGAAAUGAAGCAAGCUGAAUGUGUCAGAGGGGACGCUAUAGAUGGGGUGUUAUGCAAUAGUAAUCAUAUGCUGUGUGACAGAAAAAGAAAAAAAAGAAAAAAAGAAGUACCACAGGACUUCACUGAAGAACCAGGUUCAAAAGCAAAUACAAAAAAGAAAAAGAUCAAAACAGAAGACAUGGGAAAUGAGGCACUGAAACAUAUGGAUGAUGUAACUAUUGUGCAGGAAAAAAAAGGAAACUGUGACGAAGUUAACAUAGACAAGGUGAGGCGGCAGGCUCUGCAAGAAGAAAUCGAUAGAGAAUCUGGCAAAACUAAGGUUUUCAGUCCCAAAGUGGAACGGGAUACCAAGUUUGGCCAGUGGAGUACAGCUGCUUUUCAAAGUUCUGAGGAAGAAAUGAAGUUUUUUAGACUGAUGGGUGGCUUUAAAAAGGGCUCUACACCUAUCCAAAAUCUCUCAGCAACUAAAAACAAACCGAACAUGGCUCUGAACAGGGAAGGGGAGGAGAAAUUACAGCACGCUCUGAAGAUGGAAUUCGAUAAAGCAAUGGACUUGAAGCAACAUAGAGGAAUUGGUCUUGGAUUUCAACCUGCUGCCAACAAAAAAGUAUACAUAGACAAAUAUACAUCUAGAUCUAUAAAAUUUGAAGAUUAAAACCCUGAAGUAAUAAAAGGAAUGAGAAUUCAACAGGCAAAUUUCUUUUUACUUGAAAUAAAAUACAAAAUGUUUAAGAAAUUUGAUUUAUGAGACACUUUUAGUACAAGUUUUCAGCUGCAUAUGCCAGAUAUGUGAAGCUGGGUCCUCACUUGAGCUGAACAGUAAGUUUUUGAAACCUUUACAAUGUUUUCUACAAGAGAUAGCCUCUUUCAAAGAUUGAAGAUAGGUAGGCAAUGCCUGCAACAAGUUGAAACAUAGUAAAUUUUUUUUAAAUGCUGAUUUCAUAAACUUAUUUUUAGCUACAUCUUAGUGAUUCUAAAGGAUUUAGUAUUCUGUAAAAUCUUCACAUUUUUACACUCAGUGAGUGGUACAAAGUGACGAUGUUUUACUUUGAAGAAACACUACUGCUGUGCCUACAAAUUUGAUGAGGGAAGACGUUUUAACUCAGAAAAUAGUUUCUUAAAUAUCAGCAUCUUCAUUAUAAUAAUGAGUAGCAUUGAACAUCCUCUAUAUUUUAACUAUGCUCUGGCAGUUGGAUUUUCAAGCCGCAGCUGUUACCUGUAAAUGAAGGUAAACACUUUCUGGAUAGCUGCACCAAAUAUAUGGAUCUAGACUUCCUAAAUUAUAGGAAGCAAGGUGAUUUUAAUAAUGUGCUUAUUGGGUUCAUAAUACGUCAAUCUGAAUGAAAUUUCUAACCUUUGGCUUUUCAGACAACCUGCACUUUCACUGGCUUUUUAAUAAGAGUACAAAAUAUGAGACAUUUGUUUACGUCGUGUUCAGAAUUUAGGGGUCCAAAGCAGUCUCUCAGUGUCUGGCUUGAAGUUACAAAAAGAUGGUGGAAAAACUGUCAUGUAUUUUAUUACUGGCUGUGUCAUUUGUUUGCGAGACAAUGUUAAGUUUUAGCGUAGCUCUGUUUUUUAAGCAGAACAAGGUGACCAUCUCUUAUGUCCAUGCCUGCUGUAGUGCAAUAGUGGCCGACUUGCAGGCGAACCCCAGCCUCCCAGAAUUAGGUUAGUACCUCUACCCAGCUCAUUGUUGUUCUGCCAAAUUACCUGUCCUUUUUGAUAAGAUCAUGCCAGUUUAACUACUAAAUUUCUUGGUUUUUUAUGGCAAACUCAUUUUCCACAAUAGUCUUCUCCAGUGGUCCGCUCUACCUGAAAGCAGCUGCCUCCAGCAGAAAAUGCACUUAAACCAGCAGUUGGUUCCAGUGCGGUUUGGGCAGCUCCUGAGCGGAAGUGAAGAUUAUGCAGGGGCUCCAGCUUAAGGGGUUGCCAUGAAUCCAUUCCCAUACUUGGGAAGAGAGAGAUGCUGAACCACUUCCUGCAAGGUCUGAACUUGUCUUUGAGGAAACCAUGUCCUUUAAAGUGUCUUUUAAAACCACCACUACCUCAGGGUGAGUCUGUUUUGCACCAGUGCUCUCAAAGCUCAGUGGCUGGCUUCAGCUGUUGCUUUACUUAAAUUCAGGUAGUGGAGGUUCUGUUUUCUCUUCUGAUUUAAAACUGCUGAAUUCAGGCCCUCAGCUACUUGCCUGG
This is a messenger RNA of Aquila chrysaetos chrysaetos, 3503 nucleotides long. It is a transcript of the gene KNOP1, whose product is annotated as lysine rich nucleolar protein 1. The transcript is spliced from 5 exons. Lineage: Eukaryota; Metazoa; Chordata; Aves; Accipitriformes; Accipitridae. Bases 106 to 1968 code for a protein of 620 amino acids. The record is from RefSeq and is a predicted model, not a curated record.